This is a messenger RNA of Microdochium trichocladiopsis, 2643 nucleotides long. Its product is annotated as glycosyl hydrolase family 3 N terminal domain-containing protein. Gene Ontology annotation, biological process: glucan catabolic process. The transcript is spliced from 4 exons. Gene Ontology annotation, molecular function: beta-glucosidase activity. The coding region runs from base 1 to 2643 and encodes 880 amino acids. The record is from RefSeq and is a predicted model, not a curated record. NCBI's taxonomy places the organism in Eukaryota, Fungi, Ascomycota, Sordariomycetes, Xylariales, Microdochiaceae.
AUGUCCCCAUUCCUGAGCGACGUCCCUGCGGGCCUGCUGGAUGUCGACGAGCUCCUGGCCCAGUUGACGGUCGAGGAGAAGGUGGCUCUCCUUACAGGCAGGGACAUGUGGCAUACCACGCCACUUCCCCUCCGCGGCAUACCAUCCAUUCGCGUCUCAGAUGGACCAAACGGGGUCCGCGGCACCAAGAUCUUCGACGGCGUCCCGUCCUCAUGUCUGCCCUGCGGGACCGCCCUCGGCGCCACCUUUGACCCGGAUCUGUUGGCCAAGCUCGGCCAGCUCCAGGGCCAGGAAGCAAAGGCAAAGGGUGCGGUGGCCGUGCUUGGGCCGACUUUGAAUAUCCAGAGAGGCCCGCUGGGCGGCCGCGGCUUCGAGUCCUUUUCAGAAGACCCGGUCCUGUCUGGCCUGCUGGCCGGCCACUAUGCGCGGGGCCUCCAGCAGGAGAAGGUGGCGGCCACCCUGAAGCACUUUGUCUGCAACGACAUGGAGCACGAGCGCAUGGCCGUCAAUGUCCUCGUCACGCCCCGGGCCCUGCGCGAGAUAUACCUCCUGCCAUUCAUGCUCGCCAUCUCCAUCGGGGACCCCCGGGCGAUCAUGACGGCCUAUAACAAGGUCAACGGCACGCACGUCUCUGAGAGCAAGGGGCUGCUACAGGACAUUCUGCGAGACGAGUGGAAGUAUGACGGGCUCGUAAUGAGUGACUGGUGGGGCACCUAUAGCACGACGGGAGCGAUCCAGGCCGGUCUUGAUCUGGAGAUGCCCGGCCCGGCGCGGUGGCGAGGCGCCGUGCUGUCCCACGCCGUCAUGUCCAACAAGGUCACCGUGGGCCAGCUUGAUGACCGGGUGCGCAACGUCCUCGGCCUCAUCAACUACUCGGCGGCCGCCCGGGUGCCCGAGAACGCGCCCGAGGAGCAGCUCAACCGCGCCGAGGACCGGGCGCUGCUGCGCCGCGCGGCCUCCGAGUCGAUCGUGCUCCUCAAGAACGACGACAACCGGGUGCUGCCCUUCUCCAAGGGCGGCAAGACGACGGCCGUCAUCGGGCCCAACGCCAAGACCGCUCGCUUCUGCGGCGGCGGGAGCGCCUCGCUGUUACCCUACUACAGCGUGUCCCCCUACGAGGGCAUCGCAGCCAAGCUGGGCCAGGAGCCGCGGUUCGCGCAGGGCUCGAGCGACCACCGGCUGCUCCCGCUGCUUGGCGACCAGCUGCGGACCGGCACGGGCGGCGAGGGCGGCGGCAAGGGUGGCGGCGAGGGCGGCGGACAGCGCGGGUUCACGUGGCGGGCCUAUAACGAGCCCCCGACCGUGGUGGGCAGAAGACCCGUGGACGAGCGCGUGCUAACCGACUCGAACUGCUUCUUCCUCGACUACGAGCACCCGGACCUGGCGCCCGUGUGGUACUGCCAGGCCGAGGGCACCUUCACGCCCGCCGAGAGCGGGGUAUACGAUUUCGGGCUCGGGGUCGAGGGUACCGGUCGGCUGUACGUCGACGACGAGCUGGUGGUGAGCAAUGUCGAGAACCAGAAGCCCGGGACGACGCUCUUCGGCGCGGGUACCGUCGAGGAGACGGGUAGUAAGGCGCUCGUAGCUGGCAGGGACUACCGCGUCCGGGUUGAAUGGGGGUGCAGCAAGACGAGCAAGCUCCCCUCGGUGCCGCCCGUCGGAGGGCAGCACGGAGGGCUGCGGUUCGGCGCGGCUCGCCGCAUCGCGGACCCGGCCCGGGCCAUCGCUGAGGCGGCGGCCCUAGCUGCGCAGGUCGACCAGGUCGUCCUGGUAGUUGGGCUCAACGGCGAGCUUGAGUCCGAGGGCGUCGACCGCACGGAUAUGGGCAUGACGGCGCAGACGGACGCCCUCGUCGCCGCCGUCUUGGCCGCCAACCCAAACACGGCCGUCGUCAUCCAGUCCGGCACCCCGGUGGGCAUGCCGUGGAUCGACCAGGCUAAUGCCGUCUGCCAGGCGUGGUAUGGCGGGAACGAGACUGGUAACGCCAUCGCAGAUGUUUUGUUUGGUGACGUGAAUCCGAGUGGUAAGCUGCCCCUGACGUUCCCCCGCCGCGUCGAGGACAACCCGGCAUACGUCAACUUCCGUAGCGAGGCCGGGCGCGUGCUGUACGGCGAGGACGUGUACGUCGGGUACCGGUACUACGACAAGACCAAGACCUCGCCCCUGUUCCCUUUUGGCCAUGGGCUUUCGUACUCGACGUUCGCGCUGCAGGAUCUGGUCGUCGUGGACCAGCAGCAAGAGGAGGCUGGGGGGAGCAACAGCAGCAGCAGCAGUGAGACGUCGACGGCGGCGGCGGCGGCGGGGGUGACGAGGAUCACGCUGCAGAUCUCCAACACGGGCUCACGUGGGGGCGCCGAGGUUGUGCAGGUCUAUGUCGCGCCACCGGCGGCGAGCUCGGUAGGCCGGCCGGUCAAGGAGCUCAAGGCGGUGCACAAGGUCUACCUGGAAGCCGGACAGAGGCGGAGCGUCUCGAUCGAGCUCGAUACGGUGCUGGCCACGAGCUACUGGGACGAAGGGCGGAGCCAGUGGUGCAGCGAGGCGGGCGAGUACAAGGUGCUGGUGGGGACGAGCAGCGCGGAUACGCCGCUGGAGGCAGCCUUGAGGGUGGGCAGGACGAGGCACUGGACGGGUAUCAAGCCGUGA